Messenger RNA from Hippopotamus amphibius kiboko, 186 nucleotides. Its product is annotated as ATP synthase membrane subunit K, mitochondrial-like. NCBI's taxonomy places the organism in Eukaryota, Metazoa, Chordata, Mammalia, Artiodactyla, Hippopotamidae. The coding region runs from base 10 to 186 and encodes 58 amino acids. The transcript has a single exon. The record is from RefSeq and is a predicted model, not a curated record.
ACUGAAAUCAUGGCAGGUCCAGAAACUGAUGCCCAGUUCCAGUUCACUGGUAUCAAAAAAUAUUUCAGCUCUUACACUCUCACAGGGAGAAUGAACUGUGUACUGGUCACAUAUGGAGGUAUUGCUUUGAUAGUCUUAUACUUCAAGUUAAGGACUAAAAGGACCCCAGCUGUGAAAGCAACAUAA